Molecule: messenger RNA, 610 nt
Organism: Bipolaris maydis ATCC 48331
Lineage: Eukaryota; Fungi; Ascomycota; Dothideomycetes; Pleosporales; Pleosporaceae
Product: acyl-CoA N-acyltransferase
Molecular function (GO): acyltransferase activity, transferring groups other than amino-acyl groups
Source: RefSeq, a predicted model, not a curated record
AUCCCUUUGGCAUAGCUAGCAUGUCGCAAGCAGACGAAAUUGCUGUUCUUUUUCAAUCUUGGGACCAUCCUGACAGUAUCCACCUCCGCUCUAAACAGCGUGCCGAAAUACUUUCCCUUGCCGGCGAUGAUCCAGGCACUCCUCCAACCGCGUCUAACGUGCCAAUAUUUGUUGUCGCGUAUCUAUCUGGUAUCCCAGUUGGAUGCGGUGGCCUUCGGCCAUUGCAAGAUUUAUCCGGGCUGGGGCACGACAAUGCUGCUGAAAUCAAAAGGAUGUUUGUCGAUCCAGCACAUCGAGGAGCCAUAGGCAGCGGCACAUCAAUCGCGCAUCGGAUACUUAGGGAGCUCGAAUCAGAAGCGAGAGGAAGAGGAUGGUCUGUGUUGGUAUUGGAGACUGGAGACUUGUUGGUAGGAGCUAGAAGGUUCUACGAGAAGUGCGGGUUUGUCCCCAGAGGGAAGUUCGGGAGCUACAUUGAUGCACCACAUAGCGUGUUCUACGAGAAGUCGCUUGGGGAGGUGUAGGUGUCUUACCUGCGUUCAUUAACCAAAGCGCCAACAUUACUACGAAGUAUUGUCAGUCAUUGCCUCAACACCAUGUGUCACGUGAUGAU